AUGGAAGAGCACGUCAAGAAGACGUCCCAGAAAGUAGAUCGCGCGGAACGUGAUCUCGCUGCACUGACGCAGUCCAAAGACCUUGUAUACACAAGUCUUGAACCAACGCUCGCAAAGUUUCGCGAUGUAUCGCUGGAUCUGUUCUUUCAGGAUAUCAAAGUUGCGACAUCCAAGGACGUUGAGACCCGCCUGUGGGCUGGUCACGUCAAAGUGAAUGUGUCCUUCAGGACCUAUCUCGCUUCCCUUCGUCGAGAGGAGAACCGCAAGAAGACUGUAGAACGUCGCAAGGCCGAAAAGAUGUACCUUGAUUUCAUCAAGUCCUCGCAGCGUUUCUACCGCGGCUUUAUCCAGCGAAUCUGCUCUCAUUUCGGGAAUCUCGGCGAAAUCUACAGCAUCGCCAGCAAGAUGCACCUCGACAUCACCUCCGUCGACGCACCAAUCGAAGCCAGCGCUGAUCAAAAACGCCAACUUGUGCGCUCAUGCCACACUGCCCUCAUACAGUGUGGCGACCUGUCGCGCUACCGAGAAAUUGAGCUCAAUCAAAAGGAGCGCAACUGGGGCCCCGCAAAAGGCUACUAUGAGUGCGCCGCCGAGCUCGAUCCGACAUCUGGUCGUUCGUUCAAUCAGUUGUCUGUCAUGGCCCUCGCCGACGGCGAUCACUUCCGAGCCCUGUUCUACCUCUAUCGAUGCUUGGCCAUGCCUGCGAGCUUUGAAAACGCCCCAGGUAAUUUACUCACGGAAGUAAAGAAGCUUCGCAACAAAAGUCUUUCUCCUGCCAGUCUCGAGACGAAGCUUGGAGACAGCGAGAUUCCAUUUCUUAAGUUCCAUGGUCAAUGCUAUGCAAGCAAUGGCUUUCCCAGUUCUGAGGCAGAAGAAGUUGGUUUACUAUCCAGAUUGUCUCAGGUCGUGACUUCUCAGCCCUGCAACGCCUCAUUGAGAAAGCUGUGCCUGAUCAAUAUAGCGGCUAGCAAGCAUGCGAGAGAAUGUGCUCGAAACCCUCCCUUGCUGAAGGAAACAAUAACCCCUGAACAGUACGCCGAAACUUGGAGGCUGCUCCAGUCUCUGAAUCUCUCCACGUUCACCACCUUUUUGCGCCUGUUCUCGGAUCAGCUCAAGCCCAUCGCUUUGGAGGUUGGCCGUCUUCCUGGGCCAUCGGAAAGCAUUGCUAGGCUAACGCCUGUCUGCCGGCGCCUACUUCCCUGUCUGCGCCUUUACAGUGGUUGGUUACUGGCUGACCUUCCUUUGCUGCUUACAUAUGAGGCUUCCGGCACCGAUGUUGGUCUCAAAGCCUUCUGGCCGGCGUAUGCGGAUGCAUUGAGCUAUCUGUCCGAACUCUUCCCAGUCAGCACCUUCUUGAACAUCCCAUACCUUCUCGAGGAAGAACAAGACACCUUGCACUUCAACCCUUUCGAGGAUGUUACUCGGAAGUUCCUUCAUAUGAAUGACCAAGGAGUUUUGAAGCCGUACCGUGGCCAGUGCAAUGCGCCGCUCGUCCCUGACGCGCAGAGACCGGAUACGGAGAUGCUUUUCAGGAUCAAAGGUCUGCUCAAGGUGGGUAUUCAUCUAGUCAAAAAUCAGCUUGAGUUCGGUCCAAGCCAGGUCCCUCUUAUCUUCAAGGAUAACCAAUUCGAGUACCAGUCGUCUCCAGAAGCUCUCAAUACUUCCUCGGAUGGCCUUGGUGCUGAUACAGCUGGCGCUCAAGUGUAUGCGAACGAUGCUUUACUUUCGCCCAUCAGUAGAGUCGGUCAUACAGACCCCGAAAACAUCGAGAAUAUGGUUGAUGACCUGGUGGGACCUGAGCCAGCCAGUACUCGCGGGCGACCAGACUCUCGCAUGAAUAGCUCGGGUAUCCUGGACGGAUCCAGCAAAGAGAGCUCUAGACCCACCUCUGGCAUCCUCACUGCCUCAGACCUCGUGCGCCAGAUUUCUCAGGGUUCACCUGCCGGAAAUUUCAGCACUCCUGUGCACCAGAGCAGCCACCGGGCGUCUUUCGGGCUUUACCAGACCCCAUUCGCGCCAAUGCCAGGUGAGUUUGGCAGCUCCGUGACCGGUUCCCGGCCUGGUACUGCACACCAAACAACAUCGCCGCGCGUUGGCCACUUUGGGUCUAGCGCCAGCUUCCAGGACGACAUCACCAAGCGACAGAAAGCAAUUGAGGCGCGGUCUUCGCCCAUCAUGUCUCUGGAACCUUCAGGAGUUUCAAGUACGCCUACUGGAUUUUAUACGUUUGCUCAGGAUCGCUCUCGAGCAUCGCUGCAGCAAGAUCAGUGGCCAUCGCCCCUCUCUGCCUCAGCUGCCGCCUCUGACUUUGUCGUCAGGAAGGCGCACAGCCCGUCCAAAUUUGGAGCUAUUGGGGAUUCGAGGCCAAAGAUGGCAAAGGCACCGAGGAGUGGGCAGCCAGGCUAG
This is a messenger RNA of Cyphellophora europaea CBS 101466, 2406 nucleotides long. RefSeq lists its product as uncharacterized. The coding region runs from base 1 to 2406 and encodes 801 amino acids. The transcript has 4 exons. NCBI's taxonomy places the organism in Eukaryota, Fungi, Ascomycota, Eurotiomycetes, Chaetothyriales, Cyphellophoraceae. The record is from RefSeq and is a predicted model, not a curated record. Gene Ontology annotation, molecular function: telomerase RNA binding; protein binding; telomeric repeat DNA binding. Gene Ontology annotation, biological process: nuclear-transcribed mRNA catabolic process, nonsense-mediated decay. Gene Ontology annotation, cellular component: telomerase holoenzyme complex.